Diaporthe batatas is the source of this 1857-nucleotide messenger RNA. RefSeq lists its product as uncharacterized. Lineage: Eukaryota; Fungi; Ascomycota; Sordariomycetes; Diaporthales; Diaporthaceae. The transcript has 3 exons. Gene Ontology annotation, molecular function: CoA-ligase activity. The record is from RefSeq and is a predicted model, not a curated record. Gene Ontology annotation, biological process: secondary metabolic process. The coding region runs from base 32 to 1708 and encodes 558 amino acids.
UAUCUGGACCCCCCAAUUAUUCCAAUACAUUAUGAUUGUCCCUGUCACAGAUCUGCUGUCGUUCGUCUUUGCUCGGCAGACACAGUACGAUCACGAUUCACCUCUUUAUAUUGACGCGGACAGCCCGGACCUACAUCUGAGCUCGACACAGGCCGAAACCUUGGUCCGGAGACUCAUUUCAGGCUUACGUGCUGCCGGCCUAAAGUCUGGUGACGUCGUGCUCCUUUGCCUCGGGAACAGUUAUAUCUAUGCUCCGCUAUUCCUAGCCACUAUUGGCGCCGGAGGCGUAGUAUGUGGCGCGAACCCGGCCUACCACUUCCUCGAACUAGAUCAUCUUGUUCGCCAGUCAAAGCCUCGGUUUUUGAUCACCGCGAAUAAUAGUCUUCCCACAGUUCUCGAUGUCUGCAGGGGUAAUCUUAUCACACAAGACUGUGUGUUCCUCGUCGAUGCUUCUCAACGACUUCCGACAGACGCAGACUUGGACAGAACAAAAGCCGAUGGUGUCGUCCCGCGGAACUCUGAGCGCACCUCAGUCCGGCUGUUGAACGAUUUGUUGGUACAAGGAAAAUCAAGAUGGGUCACCUUUUCCGAUGAGAUUGCUAUGAAAGGUACCCCGGCAGCAUAUUAUACAACUUCUGGUACAACUGGCUUGCCGAAGCUUGCUGUGGUCUCUCACUACAAUCUCAUCAUCCAACAUCUCAGCCUCCACGACAAGCAGACACUACCACACGCAGUGGUCCGGCUGGCUUGUCUCCCAUUCUUCCACAUCUUUGGAGCAGCUUGGACUUUCAUCGCUCCCAUCCGAUACGGUCAGCCGGUGUAUAUCAUGCCUCGCUUCAGCAUGCGCGACUAUGCUGAGAAUAUUGACAAGUAUGCUAUCACGGAGACAUACAUGGCACCUCCAAUGAUUCAUACACUGAACAAGAGAGCAUCUUUGGAGCCAGGCUUUGCCACUUUACUCUCUUCGCUUCGUUACGUGGGCAUUGGCGGCGCGCCAAUCGAUGUUGCUGCGCUGCGAGCCCUUCGGUCUAAUUUGGACCCUCUAGCCACCGUCACCCAAGUAUGGGGCAUGACUGAAUUCGGUCCGGCAACAUUAUUCCGUUACGGUGAGAAUGAUGAUACGGGCUCUGUCGGACGCCUCCUGCCCGGAUACGCGCCAAAGAUCGUGCCUGUUGGCACAUCUGUAUCAACAGAUACAGAAGCGCCGUUGCACGAGGGAGCCGGUGAUCUAUACAUCCAUACAUCAGCCCUCAUGGACGGAUAUCGCGGAAUCCCCAUGAGCAGAGAUGCUCGUGCCUGGUUCUACACUGGCGACAUAGCGUACGUCGCGAAUGGAAAGCUGUAUCUGGUUGGAAGGUCGAAAGAAAUGAUAAAGGUCCGAGGGUGGCAAGUGGCUCCAGCCGAGCUUGAAGCGGUGAUAAUGCAGCUUAAAAACGUCGCGGACUGCGCCGUCGUAGGCGUUACAACCAUUGAUGGGUUGGAAGAAACACCACGUGCUUAUGUUGUUUCAAAAGAUCAAGGCAAGAACCAAGCUAAAUUAGAAGUGGAGAUUCACGGGGCUGUGCAAGAACAGCUUGCGAGCUACAAACGCCUGGGGGGCGGCAUCAUUUUCGUUGCUAACAUUCCGCGUACGGCGAGCGGCAAGAUACAAAGAUUCAGAUUGCAAGAAGGCAAGCGAGAUGUGGAGCAUCCAGGGGACAUUUCAUGAAUCUUGUCCCCGGGGAGCCGAUUGGAAGACAUGGAACGGCGACUACUACUUGGAAACUUUUGAAGUUGAAAGCGGCGGAAGAAAGUCGAUAGGAACUAGGUACGCCAGCUCAGCACUGUAGCUUGGAACAAUCGUGAAACCAUGCUGAG